Molecule: messenger RNA, 2588 nt
Organism: Nicotiana tabacum (common tobacco)
Lineage: Eukaryota; Viridiplantae; Streptophyta; Magnoliopsida; Solanales; Solanaceae
Source: RefSeq, a predicted model, not a curated record
GGAUAUAAUGUAAUAUCUCAAACGAGCUCUACCUGGUCCACUUUUACAGCAUCUUAUUUGCGCCGACAUUAUUCUAAUGUAUCAUAUGCCUGUAACAAAUCCAUUCAUAUUUCAUCAGUUUCUUUGCAUCACAAGAUAAACCGUCCAUUUUCUGGAACAAAUGGUGUCUGCAAAAGUAAACCAUUGUCAUUUUCCUGCGGUGGAAGAGGGGUUUGCAUCUUAAAACACCAGAAGUCUUUGAGGAGUAAGUUUCAGAUAUAUGCAUCACUUGAUGUUGCCAGCGCUGUUGAUGUUAUCAAUGACCUCGGGUUGGACACUUUGACAUUCUUAGCUGUGACUGUACUGGUUGUACCUGCCUUCAAGAGCAUAAAAGCUAGCCCUAUACUUGGUUUUUUCUUUGCUGGAGUUGUGCUCAAUCAAUUUGGGCUAAUCAGAAACAUCACGGAUGUUAAAGUUCUUUCCGAAUGGGGGAUUCUUUUCUUGCUUUUUGAAAUGGGAUUGGAGCUUUCACUUGCACGCUUGAAAGCUCUUGCAAAGUUUGCCUUUGGCAUGGGACUGACUCAGGUUGUAUUAUCAACCCUAGCAUUUACAUCAUUCGAGCUUCCACCUAAUGAUGCUAUUGGAACAAAGAUUCUGGAGUUUCUUUUUCACUCAAGGCCUGAUCUAGUGAAUAUUAGAAGUGUUGAUGAGGCUGUAGUGAUUGGUGCCGCUCUCUCUCUAUCUUCUUCAGCUUUUGUUCUGCAGAUUCUUGCAGAGAAGGGUGAGCUUCCAACUAGAUUUGGCUCAGCUACUUUGGGAAUACUUCUACUUCAGGACAUUGCCGUUGUGCCACUUUUAGUCAUACUACCGGUGCUGGAGACCCAGAAUUUGAUAGAAGAAAGUAUUUUGCCAAUGCUUGCUAAAGAAAGUCUGAAGGCUUUAGGUGGACUGGGGUUGCUUUCUCUCGGAGGGAAGUACAUAUGGAGGCGAGUUUUUGAGGUUGUUGCAGAAACGAGAAGCUCGGAAGCUUUUGUUGCACUCUGCCUUUUGACUGUUGCAGGAACAUCACUUUUAACACAGAAGUUGGGUUUUAGUGACACGCUUGGAGCCUUUUUAGCUGGGGCUCUGCUAGCAGAGACAAACUUUCGUACUCAGAUUGAAGCUGAUAUAAGGCCAUUCAGAGGAUUACUUCUUGGACUAUUUUUUGUGACUACCGGAACUUCUAUUGAUAUGCAGCUUCUUUUCCGUGAGUGGCCAAAUGUGCUUUCCCUUUUGGCUGGUCUGAUUGUUAUCAAGACAUUGAUCAUAACAGCAAUAGGUCCCCGAGUCGGCCUAUCCCUUCAGGAGAGUGUGAGAAUUGGAUUUCUUCUUUCUCAAGGAGGUGAAUUUGGAUUUGUGGUCUUUUCCCUAGCAAACAGGCUAGGAGUACUGCCACUUGAGCUAAAUAAACUACUUAUUAUUGUUGUUGUGCUGUCUAUGGCACUGACUCCACUACUCAAUGAAAUUGGACGGAAAGCUUCUGAGUUUAUUGGUGAGAAGUUUGACAAUGAGGAUAGAACUGCUGAAAUGGCAAAUUUUGAUGUGAGUGAACCAGUAGUUAUCCUUGGAUUUGGGCAAAUGGGUCAGGUCCUUGCCAAUUUAUUGUCAACACCACUAGCUUCAAGUGACGGCGAGGAGUUUCGCUAUGUUGCUUUUGAUCUAGAUCCUAAAGUUGUAAAGGCUUCUAGAAACCUUGGUUUUCCUGUUCUCUACGGUGAUGGUUCACGUCCUGCAGUUCUGCAGUCUGCUGGUAUAUCUUCUCCAAAAGCAGUCAUGGUCAUGUACAGAGGAAAAGAUAGGACCACAGACGCUGUUCAGAGAAUUCGACUAGCCUUUCCAGCGGUACCAAUAUAUGCACGAGCUCAGGACGUGAUGCAUUUAUUAGAUCUGAAAAAAGUAGGAGCAACGGAUGCCAUUCUUGAAAGUGCAGAGACAAGUUUACAGCUGGGGUCUAAACUUCUAAAAGGGUUUGGUGUCAUGUCUGAUGAUGUAACUUUUCUGAGUCAACUUGUUCGAGAUUCUAUGGAGCUGCAAGCCCAAGAGGUUGUUGAUAAAACUGAUGAUCAAGUGUCUAAAGUUAUGAAACCAUUGCAGGUAAGAGUUGCAGACUUUGUCCAGAAUGGGAAACCCGCGCUAUCACCUAGAAUAAAUGAUACAACGCAGGAUUUGAUGGAUAAAAGUUACAGUUCGGAUGCAGCAGCUGAUGAGUCAUCUGAUGAUGGCGAGGGCAAUCCAUCUCCAUCUCAUGAUUUUGAAAACGAAACCCAGCUGUUUGAGGAGGCUGACAUAGAGAAUGCAUUUCCAGCUAACUCGGAAGGUGGUGGUAUGGAAAGUGAUACAGAGGAUGUGGAACAUAUGCUGUAAAUGUAACUUCACAAGAAGCAGCAACUGAUCAAAGGGUUUUAAGGAAAAUAAAAGAUACAUACAUACUUGUGCCUGAUGAUGUAUGGACUCGAAUACCAGUGAUCUCUCCUAAGUGCUGCCAUUGACUGAAACAAGAACUGUAUCACCAGUCACCGGCCACAAGUUAGCAUUCACAAAAUAAUUACCGUUCCAUGUGUUGAUCUUCA